AUGGACGAGAUGGACAUUGUGGUGUUUGUGCUUGCAAGAAAUUUACAUUUUAGACGAAUAAUAAUGGGUAUUUUAGUGCUGAUAAAUGCUUAUAUCAAAGUUCAACAAUAUUAUGAAAAACACAUGCUUAAAAAUCGAACUUUUGUGAAUAAUGAGACUAGGCUAAGUAUACUAGAUACUUAUAUACGAAGUGGUGAUAUAGAGUGUGUGAACGAACUUCGAAUGGAUAGAAGAACUUUUGGUGUAUUAUGUGAGUUACUUAGACAUAAUGGGAGAUUAAAAGUAGAUGGAUUGGUGACUAUAGAAGAGCAAGUAUGUAUUUUCUUAAAUAUACUUGCUCAUCAUGUUAAAAAUAGAACAAUUCACCAUAAGUUCAAGCGGUCGGGUGAAACUGUUAGUAGAUACUUCAAUGCGGUAUUGAGUGGAGUUCUUCGAUUACAAGCUAGCUUGUUAGUUGUGCCAGAACCUGUUUCAGAAAGUUGCAAUGACGAUAGAUGGAAAUGUUUCAAGAAUUGUUUAGGAGCAUUAGAUGGGACACAUAUUGAGGUGCAUGUUAGUCAAACUGACAAGCCGAGCUAUCGAAAUAGAAAGGGCAAGGUUACCACCAAUAUGUUAGGAGUUUGUGAUCGGAAUAUGAAUUUUAUAUUUGUUUUACCGGGUUGGAAAGGUUCGGCAUCAGACUCAAGAGUUCUACGAGAUGCAAUAACUAGAGCACAUGGUUUAAGAGUUCCUGAAGGUUAUUAUUAUCUUGUGGAUGCUGGUUAUACCAAUUGUGAAGGGUUUCUUGCACCAUACAGAGGAACAAGAUAUCAUUUGUCAGAAUGGCAACAUGGAUGUGCACCUACAAAUGAGAAAGAAUUUUUUAACAUGAAACAUUCAUCUGCUAGAAAUAUUAUAGAACGUUGUUUCGGUUUGCUUAAGAUUCGAUGGGCUAUAUUGAGAAGCCCUUCUUUUUAUCCAAUCAAAACUCAAUGUAGAAUAAUGACUGCUUGUUGUCUUCUUCAUAACCUUAUUAGGAGAGAAACGUCAUAUGAUCCUAUGGAAGCAGAAUUAGAUGCACAAGAUAGCUCACAAAACCAAACUCUUGAUGAUGUGAACAUUAUUCCCACUAUUGAAUCAUCUGAUGCAUGGACUACUUGGAGAGAUGCUUUGGCAACAAACAUGUUUAAUGAAUGGAGAGAAAGUAGAGGCCGUAGAUAUUAG
This is a messenger RNA of Cannabis sativa, 1203 nucleotides long. RefSeq names its product protein ANTAGONIST OF LIKE HETEROCHROMATIN PROTEIN 1-like. The transcript is spliced from 3 exons. Bases 1 to 1203 code for a protein of 400 amino acids. The record is from RefSeq and is a predicted model, not a curated record. NCBI's taxonomy places the organism in Eukaryota, Viridiplantae, Streptophyta, Magnoliopsida, Rosales, Cannabaceae.